GUGUGUAUGAUGCAAUUGAUCUUGAUACAAACUUGUUACUGUGAAUAAGUGAUGAGCUUUUAUACGGUCGUUUAUAUAAAGCCCAGUAACCUUAUCUUUGCACGAGUCUUUUACUAGUUAAAUCAUGAUUAAAACAGGAGAUUACAGCAGUUUAAUAAUUGAUGAUUAUUCUAUUUUAUGUAGCACAUUCUUCUUUCGUCCUUCUAUCUUCUAAAAAAAAAUCGUUAUGAUAAAAGAAAAUGACUUUGACGAGCCUACUCCAGGCACAGUUGUUUCUUCCCGUCGUAGAUUCAAUUAUGAGCAGACACAGAAAUUGUUGGAUGAAUUCCAUUGCAAUCGCAACCCUAGUAAAGUAGAGAUGGAGUCGAUUGCAUUCGGUGUUCUACAACGCAAGAAUGAUUCGGACGUGAGACGAGUCAAUCAGUGGUAUCAAAAUAGAAGGGCACGAGAAAACAAAAAGCGAUGGCUUAGGAUAAAAAAUUUGGUGACAGAAGAAGACUGCAGUGAUACAAGUCUAUCUUGUCAUUUUAGUCCAACACUGAAUGCAGAACAAAGUGUUAGCAGCUCGCAAUCCUCAACACCGCAACUUUUGACAAAACAAGAUAUUACCACCGCUCUGAAAACAGUAACUGAAGCAUUUAGUAUGGUAUACGAUGACACUACCACGGAUAUAUUGAAAGAGUUCCAGCAGGAGUUUUUAUACUCACUGCCGUAUUAG
Mucor mucedo is the source of this 718-nucleotide messenger RNA. RefSeq lists its product as uncharacterized. Gene Ontology annotation, molecular function: DNA binding. The record is from RefSeq and is a predicted model, not a curated record. The transcript has a single exon. NCBI's taxonomy places the organism in Eukaryota, Fungi, Mucoromycota, Mucoromycetes, Mucorales, Mucoraceae. The coding region runs from base 227 to 718 and encodes 163 amino acids.